Messenger RNA from Spea bombifrons (plains spadefoot toad), 897 nucleotides. RefSeq names its product GTP cyclohydrolase 1-like. The record is from RefSeq and is a predicted model, not a curated record. Gene Ontology annotation, biological process: tetrahydrofolate biosynthetic process; tetrahydrobiopterin biosynthetic process. Gene Ontology annotation, cellular component: cytoplasm. The transcript has 6 exons. The coding region runs from base 68 to 754 and encodes 228 amino acids. Gene Ontology annotation, molecular function: GTP cyclohydrolase I activity; GTP binding; zinc ion binding. Lineage: Eukaryota; Metazoa; Chordata; Amphibia; Anura; Pelobatidae.
AACUGGACACUUGAAGCUGUUUGACAGAUCCUAGUCUUCACUCUCCAUUCACUGUCCUUAGCAAUCAAUGGAAAGCAUUAACAGCCAUGCGAAUGGGGAAGUCAACGGCAAUUAUAUCGGCAGCUACAAUAACGUGGCGGCAGACGUAAAGAAGGUUUUAAAGCUGAGCCAUUGCAAGAAGGAAGAGUGUGAGCAGGACAAGCUACCAGCUCUGGAGAAGGCAUACAGCACAAUCCUCCAAGAGCUGGGAGAAGACCCUGGCAGGGAAGGACUUCUUAAGACUCCCAGCAGAGCUGCCAAAGCCAUGCAGUUCCUUACCAAGGGAUACAAGGAAUCAAUCCACGAUGUGCUGAAUAAUGCAAUAUUUAACGAAGACCACGAUGAGAUAGUAAUCGUCAAGGACAUUGAAAUUUUCUCACUCUGUGAACACCAUCUUGUACCAUUUUUUGGCAAGGUACACAUUGGAUACUUACCAAACAAAAAAGUUGUUGGACUGAGCAAAUUGGCAAGGAUUGUUGAGAUCUUCAGCCGUAGACUACAAGUUCAAGAGCGACUCACAAAGCAAAUUGCAUUAGCGAUUAACGAGGCGCUGCAGCCCAUCGGGGUGGCCGUGGUCAUGGAAGCUUCACACAUGUGCAUGGUUAUGAGAGGAGUGCAGAAGAUGAACAGUCGGACAGUCACAAGCACAAUGCACGGGGCCUUCAGAGACGACCCCAAGACCAGGGAUGAAUUCCUUUCACUGAUACACAAUUAACACAUCGCAAUGAAAGCCAAGACUGCAAGUUUGUUUACUGAACAACUCAACUGUCAUUUUAAUAAUGUAAAAAGCACUGGUGCUAACACUUACACAAGUUUUAUUGUAAAACAGACAAACGAAAUACAAAUGUUUAAAAACAA